This is a messenger RNA of Diplodia corticola, 889 nucleotides long. RefSeq lists its product as uncharacterized. Lineage: Eukaryota; Fungi; Ascomycota; Dothideomycetes; Botryosphaeriales; Botryosphaeriaceae. The annotation marks the transcript as partial. The record is from RefSeq and is a predicted model, not a curated record. The transcript has 2 exons.
GGCGAGGGCAGCCCGCCUGCAUGGGAAUCAGCACGGCCUUUUCGGGACAUUCGAGGAGCCGCAUCCUAUCGGAUAUUCCUCCAAUUGGCCAGAAUACGGGACGAAUUCUGGGACCGAGACAACAGACGUGUGGGACAACACCACCGAGAGUUUCCCACGGAGUGACUCUGCAACCGCAGGCUACCAAGAUAAUCCCUGGUUCCCGAGCCAAACCCUAGCUACUUGCGACCCUCUGCUGACCCAAUUUUCCACCGAUGAGUGGCCAAAUGCGUCUACGGGACCGGCGGAUCAAGGCAUCGAUGGCUCUAUGCUCGAGGGUACACCAAAUCCUUUUGGAGUUCAAGCUUUCAACUUGAAUUCUAGCCAUGAUCUCGGUUCAAACCAACUGAACGACGAGAUCUUCAAGGGCUAUGAGCAUCUGCUGCUCCCGUCUGCCACCGAUGAGUGGGAUGCGCCAAUGCCUGAAGCCGUACCCAGGCUCACUACGGGACUGGCGGGAGGCAUCGAUGGCUUUACGCUUGAGGGUCUACCAAAUUCUUUUGGAGUUCAAGCUUCCAACUGGAAUUUCAGUGCUGAUCUCGGUUCCAACCAACUGGACGACGGGAUCUCCAAUGGCCAUGAGCCGGCCAAGGCGGCUGAGACGCGCCCUUCCGAACAGCAUACUGUCACGCCAACCUCAGGCCCUUCUUAUCGCCAAAUGCCUGGUUCGACGAACGCGGAUUUCUCAACAUCAAAUCGUUGUUCUUGCAACCUUCGCUUCGGGAGUUGGACGAAAUUGGACGAACACCUUCUACUUACCGGGCACCAUCGGGACAUACACGUGGUGCUCAUCCAGAGCUUCGAACAUGCCGCCAGUGCCAAGCGGCCUUUCCCAACAUCCCUAGUCUAG